This is a messenger RNA of Amoebophrya sp. A25, 185 nucleotides long. The record is from the annotation of a GenBank genome assembly. Lineage: Eukaryota; Dinophyceae; Syndiniales; Amoebophryaceae.
GGGGUCAGCACUUUCUUGCUUUACCUGCUAGACUCUGCCGCGACCCCGUGGGGAGGAGGAAUCAACUCAAGAAAUAGAGUUGCAAGAUGUAUUUACAUAUUGUAUUUGGUGAAUUUAAUGACAGCCUUCCACGCGUGAAAAAUAAUCAGUGAUAGAUAGAAGAGUACACAGGGAAAGAAAUUGUU